GUUUCUGUCCUAGGAGCUGAAACAUGAAAACAUCGUGGCUCUGUACGACUUCCAGGAAAUGGCCAAUUCCGUCUACCUGGUCAUGGAGUACUGCAACGGCGGAGACCUGGCUGACUACCUACACACCAUGCGGACACUGAGCGAGGACACCAUCCGACUCUUCCUGCAGCAGAUCGCAGGCGCCAUGCGGCUGCUGCACAGCAAGGGCAUCAUCCACCGAGACCUGAAGCCCCAGAACAUCCUGCUGUCCAACCCUGGUGGGCGCCGCGCCAACCCCAACAAUAUCCGUGUCAAGAUUGCUGACUUUGGCUUCGCCCGGUACCUGCAGAGCAACAUGAUGGCAGCCACACUCUGCGGCUCCCCCAUGUACAUGGCCCCUGAGGUCAUCAUGUCCCAGCACUACGACGGGAAGGCAGAUCUGUGGAGCAUUGGCACCAUUGUGUACCAAUGCCUGACGGGGAAGGCACCUUUCCAGGCCAGCAGUCCCCAGGACCUUCGGCUCUUCUAUGAAAAGAACAAGACCCUGGUGCCCAUCAUCCCCCGAGAAACCUCGGCCCCACUAAGACAGCUGCUGCUGGCCCUGCUGCAGCGCAACCACAAGGACCGCAUGGACUUCGAUGAGUUUUUCCGUCACCCUUUCCUCGACGCCAGUGCUUCCGUGAAGAAGUCCCCGCCUGUGCCUGUGCCCUCCUACCCGAGCUCCGGCUCUGGCAGCAGCUCCAGCAGCAGCUCCACCUCGCACCUCGCCUCCCCACCCUCCCUGGGGGAGAUGCAGCAGCUGCAGAAGACACUGACCUCCCCAGCCGAUGCCGCCGGCUUCCUGCAGGGCUCCCGGGACUCAGGCGGCAGCAGCAAGGACUCGUCCUGCGACACCGAUGACUUCGUCAUGGUCCCGGCCCAGUUUCCAGGUGAUCUGGUGGCCGAGGCAGCCAGUGGCAAGCCCCCGCCGGACAGCCUGAUGUGCAGUGGGAGCUCACUGGUGGCCUCAGCUGGCCUGGAGAGCCACGGCCGGACCCCAUCUCCAUCUCCGCCCUGCAGCAGCUCCCCCAGCCCCUCUGGCCGGGCCGGCCCGUUUUCCAGUAGCAGGUGUGGAGCCUCUGUCCCCAUCCCGGUGCCCACGCAGGUGCACAACUACCAGCGCAUCGAGCAGAACCUGCAGUCGCCCACCCAGUACCAGACCCCACGGUCCUCCGCGAUUCGCAGGUCUGGCAGCACCAGCCCUCUGGGCUUUGCACGGGCCAGUCCAUCACCCCCAUCCCAUGCUGAGCACGGAACCGCCCUGGCCAGGAAGCUCUCCCUGGGCGGAGGCCGGCCCUACACGCCGUCUCCACAGGUUGGAACCAUCCCUGAGCGGCUGGGCUGGAGCGGGGUGCCCUCCCCACAAGGAGCCGAGAUGCGGGGUGGCAGGUCCCCUCGUCCAGGCUCCUCCAUGCCCGAGCACUCGCCCCGUACCGCUGGGCUGGGCUGCCGCCUGCACAGUGCCCCCAACCUGUCCGACCUGCACAUGGUCCACUCCAAGCUGCCUAAGCCACCCACGGACCCGCUGGGGGCUGUGUUCGGACACCCACAGGCCAGCCCCCCGCAGCCAUCCCACGGGCUUCAGUCCUGCAGACCCCUGCGUGGCUCGCCCAAGCUGCCUGACUUCCUGCAGCGGAAUCCCUUGCCUCCCAUCCUGGGCUCCCCCACCAAGGCCACGCCCGCAUUUGAAUUCCCAAAGACCCCCAGCUCCCAGAACCUGCUGACCCUCCUGGCCCGGCAGGGCGUGGUCAUGACGCCACCUCGGAACCGCACGUUGCCUGACCUCUCAGAGGCAGGUCCCUUCCAGGGGCAGCAGCUAGGCCCUGGCUUGAGGUCCACAGAGGACACCAAGGGCCCCUUUGGCAGGUCCCUCAGCACCGGCCGCCUCACAGAUCUGCUCCUUAAGGCCGCCUUUGGGACACAGGCCCCUGACUCGGGCAGCUCUGACAGCCUGCAUGAGAAGCCCAUGGAAAUCGCGCCCUCUGCUGGCUUUGGAGGGACCCUGCAGCCAGGCGCCCGCACUGGGGGGGCCAGCAGCCCUUCCCCUGUGGUGUUCACUGUGGGCUCGCCCCCCAGUGGGGCUACGCCACCCCAGAGCCUACGCACUAGGAUGUUCUCAGUGGGCUCCUCAAGCUCCCUCAGCUCCGCCGGCUCUGCCUCCGCCCGCCACCUGGUGUCUGGGGCCUGCAGUGAGGCUGCCCCUGAGGUCCUGGCCCCUGGCCACUGCUGCAGCUUUGCUGACACUGUUGCUGCCAACCUGGAGGGGGCUGUGACCUUCGAGGCCCCUGAUCUCCCCGAGGAGACGCUCAUGGAGCAAGAACACACGGAGAUCCUGCAUGGCCUGCGUUUCACACUCGUGUUUGUCCAGCACGUCUUGGAGAUUGCCACCCUCAAGGGCAGCGCCAGUGAGGCAGCCAGGGGCCCCGAGUACCAGCUCCAGGAGAGUGUGGUGGCCGACCAGAUCAGCCUGCUGAGCCGCGAGUGGGGCUUUGCAGAGCAGCUGGUGCUUUACCUGAAGGUGGCCGAGCUGCUGUCCUCAGGCCUGCAGACCGCCAUCGACCAGAUCCGGGCUGGCAAGCUCUGCCUGUCGUCCACCGUGAAGCAGGUGGUGCGGAAGCUGAAUGAGCUGUACAAGGCCAGCGUGCUGUCCUGCCAAGGCCUGAGCCUGCGGCUGCAGCGCUUCUUCCUGGACAAGCAGCGGCUCCUGGACCGCAUCCAGAGCGUCACCGCUGAGAAGCUCAUCUUCAGCCACGCCGUGCACACGGUGCAGUCAGCGGCCCUAGAUGAGAUGUUCCACCGCCGGGAGGACUGCGUCCAGCGCUACCACAAGGCCCUUCUGCUCAUGGAGGGACUGCAGCAGCUUCUCUCAGACCAGGCGGACGUGGAGAACAUCGCCAAGUGCAAGCUGUGCAUUGAACGGAGACUCUCGGCCCUGUUGACUGGGCCCUGCUGACCGGCGUGUGUGCCUGACCUCCCGGGAGCCUGCCUGCUGUGCCCCGCGGCUGGACCUUUUCUGGAGAUCCCAUGGGUGGGCUGCAAGGGACAAGUCUGCAGCCUGGGUACUGCUCCCUGGUGCUGGGCAAGGACAGUCUCCCGGCCGUGCGGCGAGAGCUUGUCUCCAGCCAUGUCUGUUUCCUGGGCUCUGGCUGGCACCCGAGGGCCUGCACAGAACCUCAACCCAGUCUGGUCCCCGGCUGCCUCCAGGGUGGUGGGGAGGUGUGGGCAUCCCCCCACCCUGGCCACGCCCAGCACAGCCCUGCUGAGGACAAGCAGGGGCCCACUCAAGCCAAAGCCUCCACACCUGCCCGGGGCCUGCCCAGGAAAAGGUUCAGGCUGCUGGCCCCUCUCCUUCCCUGAGACCACCACCCAGCUUUGUGAAAUCACCGAGCACUUUAUGCAGGCGGACUGGCCCCAGGACUGCCUGCCAGCCCUGGCUGUCGCACCAGGGGCACGUGUACACACCGUGUACAUAUAUACAUAUAUACAUAUAUACAUAUACACAGCCUGCUGUGCCGCUCCCCGGCCCUCGGGGAGACACAGCAUCUUAUUUAAAUGUUCUUUAGGGACACACAGUACGACGCACCGAGCUUUCUAAACCCAGAGCAGACGUGGCAGUCUUUCACACUUGACUCAGAAAAUGUGUCUUAUUUUUCUGCAGCUCUUUUUUUGUUUAAAGAAGAAAACUUAUAGAUGUUUAGAACGUUUGUUUUGGAAGGGUGGAGGGGACAUGGCAGGCACACGUGCCUGCAUGGCUGGCUGUCCUGCUGCCCCACCCUGUUAGGGUAUCGGGACCCCUGCCACAAAGACAGGUGAGGGGAGAGUGUUUUGUGCAAAAACCUCCCCAUCCAGCUUUCUCAGUAGGUUUUGAUGUCGAAUCCCUCCUCUCCUUUCCCCCACCAGGUCCUGGCCGCCAUCAGAGGGGUCAGAAAGGUCCACCUUCUGGGCUCCAGGGGGCUUCCCUGGUCUGCCCAGCCCCCUUGAGUGUAUCCCCAGAGUGCAGAGCAACCCGGGUGAGCCCAGGCACCUGGCCAGGGGUUAAGGUCUACACCACAGACCCAGUCAGAGGUCUAUGUGUGUAUCUUUGCAAUACUACUUGAAUAUUGCCCUGUUCUUGGACUUAGAAGAAGCCCUGUGACUUUAUUUUUUCCUUGCUGCACAGGACAUGUUCCUAUUUAUUGCUUUAUGGUCGGCUGACUCCAUGGGAGGAGCCUCCUUCCCAGCCCCUCAGUUAGUGGCACCGAGCGUGUCCCGUGGGCCUCCUGGUAUGUACUGCCAGCCGACCCUGCUCUCCAGGAGACAGUACUCGACUGUCUACUUCAAAGGAAUUUGUGUGAUUCCCUCCCCCCAGUUGUGUUAAAUUGUGUAACAUCAAUUUAAGGAAAUAAACCUUUGGAAUUGUUGAGUUGC
Messenger RNA from Miniopterus natalensis, 4425 nucleotides. NCBI's taxonomy places the organism in Eukaryota, Metazoa, Chordata, Mammalia, Chiroptera, Miniopteridae. The record is from RefSeq and is a predicted model, not a curated record.